GGCGGCAGCGGGGCACGGGCACCCCCCGCACCCCCGUCCCCGUCCCCGUCCCCGCCAGAGCCCGCCGGCGAGGCGGCAGCCUGCCCCGGCGCCCCGCAUCCGACUCCACGGAGCAGCAUGAGCGCGCGGAGCUGAGGCUGCCCGGAGCAGGAGGAACUCGGAAGAGCCCGGCGGUCCCGCCAGCGCAGCCCCCUCGCCGCUCCCGGCCGACAUGUCCUUCGCUAUGCUGCGCUCGGCCCCCAGCCGCUACCUGUACCCCGAGAUCAGCAUGCUGUCGGAGGACGAGGAGAACGGCAGCGAGAGCUCCGGCUCCGACGAGAAGCCCUACCACCUGGACGCCGACGGCUACGGCCUCAAGAGCAGCAAGCGGAGGAGCGGCAAGAAACCCAACCGGAUCAGCAGGGAGCCCCGGCAGCGUCACACGGCCAACGCGCGGGAGCGCGACCGCACCAACAGCGUCAACACCGCCUUCACCGCCCUCCGGACGCUCAUCCCCACCGAGCCCGCCGACAGGAAGCUCUCCAAGAUCGAGACCUUGAGACUGGCCUCCAGCUACAUCUCCCACCUGGGCAACGUGCUGCUGGUGGGGGAGGCGUGCGGGGACGGGCAGCCCUGCCACACCACGCCAGCCUUCUUCCACCGCGGCGGCGGCGGCAGCCCCCCGGCGCGCGACGCCGAGAACUCCCAGCCCAAACAGAUCUGCACUUUCUGCCUCAGCAACCAGAGGAAGCUGACAGCACAAGAACUCCUGGGGCCCGAACAUCUGGGAAAUUUAAUUUUACCGUUUCGGAGCUGAACUCCCCUUCGCCUCCCCUCCCCUCCCCGGUAACAAAGGAAGAGUCAGAGCAGGGGCCGCACGUGCGCCGGAGGGGGAGGCUGCGCCGGCGGCGGCGGAGACGGGGCAAAGCCACCUAAGGUGCCGGCCC
This is a messenger RNA of Rhea pennata, 926 nucleotides long. RefSeq names its product scleraxis bHLH transcription factor (gene SCX). Gene Ontology annotation, molecular function: protein dimerization activity; DNA-binding transcription factor activity, RNA polymerase II-specific; RNA polymerase II transcription regulatory region sequence-specific DNA binding. Gene Ontology annotation, biological process: regulation of transcription by RNA polymerase II; developmental process. The transcript has 2 exons. The record is from RefSeq and is a predicted model, not a curated record. NCBI's taxonomy places the organism in Eukaryota, Metazoa, Chordata, Aves, Rheiformes, Rheidae. Bases 212 to 796 code for a protein of 194 amino acids.